Molecule: messenger RNA, 1689 nt
Organism: Aspergillus lentulus
Lineage: Eukaryota; Fungi; Ascomycota; Eurotiomycetes; Eurotiales; Aspergillaceae
Source: RefSeq, a predicted model, not a curated record
AUGGUUUAUCCUACCCCAAUUCUCGCGCCGCUUAAUACCAGCAACGGAGGCCCAGAUCUUUCUCUGGUUCCUGACUCUGAAAUCCCGUCGAUUGCGCUUCCCAGCCAAUUCGACAGUCCCCCUCUUACUGAUACGCGCUCGUCAGACUCGAAUACUGGAAUUGCGGCCGAGAUGUCGAAAUCCAAGGACAGCGGCUCCUCUGGGAGUUUUCAUCAGGAGUACAUCGCGUCUUUACGUUAUCGGAAUGAUCUGCCUCCGCCGGAUAUGCCACCCAAGUUCCUCGAUAUCCCGCAUGAGGGUCUGCAGAGAUUCCUAACGCCUGGUUUCGCCUCUAACUUGGCGCGACGUGAGGAGCCCAAUAUCGAUGUUGAUGCCGAGGGUGGUAUGCCGAUAGACCUUGUCGGUAUUCCGGGGCUGCAUUUGGGCGACGAGAGUGCUAUUAUGGCACCCGAAACCCCGCAACCGAUUGAUCCCGCCGACCUUCCGCUGCUUAUGACUUUAGACCAGCUCAAGAACCCCGCCCCCAAGAACGCGAACGUCAGUUUCCUUCGUCGGACGCAAUAUAUCUCUGCCGGUCUCCGCGCACCCGACGGUCCCAAGGUCACACCUAUCAGAGCAAAGGCCCGUUCCGCCGACAAAGCAAAAUCUCAGGAUGAUCCCAUGUACAUCAAAAAAUACAUUCAAAAAGGCUUCGAUAUUGCUUAUCCGGAUAGCAGACAUGUUGGGGAGGAUACACCGAGCAGAAUCAAGGGCCACACUCCUACCAAAACUGAGGUCGACGCUUGGGCUCACCCCGUUCAUCCUGACAAUCCGAAGCUCAAGCCGGUUGGGUUCUACCCUCUGCUCCCCGAUCUACAAGGAUUCCCGGACCCCGGAGGAUUCGUUCAGUUCAAGUUCGACAAAGCGCCUGUUCAGGGUGUUUCAGGGAAACGGGACGAGCGCAUGGACGUGGCCAUUCUUCUUCCUUCCGCACCAGAAGAGCGAGUCUGUCAGGAGCAUGCGACCAAAGCCGCUUUACACAAGUCGAAUCCCGAAUUGUACCCUGAUCCCGGUCCGAUACCGUGGGAUUACGAUCUCUUCUUGCCGGAGAAGAAGGACGCGGCCAAGGAAGUCAUUGCGAGCCUACGGCUUUCGAACCCCGAUCGCGACAGUGAAGUUUUGUACACUCAUGAAGGAACGGAUGGGACGAGGUUCCAUCGUUACGAACGCAUGCGCACAUACGCCACUAGUGCUCAGACCCUCGGCAAUGACUCGAAGCAGCGCGAUGUCGCUCUGACCCUUUUCGAUCCAGCGGAGGCGAAGGAAGGACAGCAGACAAAACAGAGAGGUGCAUACUACUAUCCUAUCCUCGGAAAGACCCGUCUGAAGCCCGAGCGGGCGCGUACCAUUGCGCAGGCGGGUCUUGCUCCCACGCGGCCCAAGACAAAGGAGGACCAGGUAGACCAAAUUCAGGUUGUUGUCCGCGAUCCAGAUGAGGCAGAGGUAUACAAACGCUCUCUACAUAGAGCGGCCAUUGAUCCGAAAUUUGCAAAAUCUCUCCCCCCGCCUCCCGAACCUGAACCUGCUCCUGAGCAGGAACAUCCUGAGACCCGCGACUCUGACCGAGGAGAAGAGGCGGCUGAAGAUCGCAAUCACCAGCCAACCGCUGCAGAUGUGAGCGACGAAGAAGACAGGAUGAGCGACGAAUAG